This is a messenger RNA of Eruca vesicaria subsp. sativa (arugula), 1590 nucleotides long. The record is from the annotation of a GenBank genome assembly. Lineage: Eukaryota; Viridiplantae; Streptophyta; Magnoliopsida; Brassicales; Brassicaceae.
GUCAGAACUCUCACGUGCACUUGGGGGAACCCGACUCUCUUUCUCUUUCUCUACAAACUCUGCACACUCCUCUCUUCUCUCUCUCUCAUCUCACUCAUAAACAAGUAGCAUCUCUCUCAAAAGACGCUAAAAGCUGAAUCUCUAAGAGAAGACUCAUAGAUUUUGGUUUUCUUCUUUCUUGCUUCCUUAUCUAAUCUUUUUGCAAUGGUGGACCUCAAAGAUCAAGACAUGGGAGAUGGUAUGCAAUGCACAACACAUCCUUACACAAAGAAUCCAGGUGGUAUCUGUCCACUAUGUCUCCAAGAGAAGCUCGGUAAGCUCGUCACUUCCUCUUUCCCUCUCCCUAAACCAAACCACCUCUCUGCUUCCUCUUCUUCUAAAUCCUUCUCUCCUUCUUCCACCACCACCUCUCUUGCUCUAUCUCUCUCAUCCGCAAGCAACAGCAAUAGCAAUAACAACAACAACCUCCCGUUUCUUCUUGCCAAGAAGAAGAGUAUGCUCGCAGCUGCUUCUUCAUCCUCUUCCUCUUCUUCAGCUAGUCUUAUCUACAAGAGAAGCAAAUCUUCAGCUGCUGCUUACGGUGAGAGUUUAAACCGGAAGAAACGAAGUGGGUUCUGGUCUUUUCUUCAUCUCUACUCUUCCAAACACCAAAUAGCUUCCACCACAAAAAAAGUUAGUCAUUCUUCGGUGCCAAGAAACCAGAGAACAGAGACAACAGAGACAACUAACAAGGUUGUUGUUGGUGGAGGCAUUGAUGUGAUAGCUGAGGAAGAAGAUGAGAGUCCUAAUAGUAACAAAGUGGUUGUAGAGACGCCAAGAAACGGUGUUGGGAGUGGUGGUGGAUCUUCUUUUGGGAGGAAAGUGUUGAGAUCUAGAUCUGUUGGUUGUGGAAGCAGAAGCUUCUCUGGUGAUUUCUUUGAGAGGAUCUCUAAUGGGUUUGGAGAUUGCGCCUUGAAAAGGAUUGAGUCACAGAGAGAACACACAAAGGUCAUUAGUAAUGGUGCUGAUGCAAUGAGUGAAAUGGUGAAAUGUGGUGGUAUCUUUGGUGGGUUUAUGAUCAUGACAUCAUCAUCAUCAUCAACAACUUCAGCAUCAUCAACAGUUGAUCAUCAUCAUCAUAAGAUGGGGAGUAAAAGCGCAUGGGGAAGGGCUUUUGCAAGUCCAAUGAGAGCCAAGACUACUACUCAUAAAGGUGGUAAUAUUACAGAGUCUUCAACUGAUAAAAACACAACUCCAAACUUGGGCUCAGUUCCUUCCUUGGUUACUAUGAAAAGCUAAGAGUUACAGUAUAAGUACUUUUAAUCUCUAUAUCAUAUUUCAUUCAUGUGAUUAGUUAGGCUGUUCUUUUGUUCUUUGGACAUUUGUUUGAUCUUUUGAGUACAACUAGUAAUGUAAUGGCAUACUAUUUUAUCUUUUUUUUUUUCAUUUCAUGUUUUUGGCCUAUUGGCUAGAUGUUGUUCAUCAUCAAUGAUUCAUCAUAAAAGCUUGAAACCUUUAGGAGAAUGAGCUUAGAAUACUUGCUGCUUUGUUUCAUUGGUUUUAAUAUUUUCAUAUUAAUGGAUUAUUACAAUGUAAUAAACACUUUCUAAU